AUGUCUUCAGAAUCUACAGUAACAAAACCAACAUUUUCACCAAAUCGUACACGUUUAAAAACUUCUGAUCAAAAUAAUUCUAAUGAACAUGAAUUAUCAUCUUCAGCAGCAAGUGAAGAAAGUCAUACAUUAUUAUCUGAAACUGUAACAACAUUAGCAAGUAAUGUUUAUAAUGAAUUAGAACGUAUUAUAAAAAAUUUCGGUGAAAAUAGUGUAAAAGAUUUAAUGCCUGUUAUGAUAUCAACAUUAGAAUCACUUGAUAGUGCUCUAAAUGAACGUGAAGUUAGUAAACUUGAAAUUGAAUCAUUAAAAGAACAGAAUGAACAAUUAUUUCAACAAUAUGAACGUGAAAAAGGUUUUCAUAAAGAAUAUCAUCAGCGUUAUCUUCAAGUUGAAGAUCAUCUUGAAGAAAUGAAACGUGAAAAUGAUGAAAAAUUACAAAGUCUUGAAUCUAUUGUUAAAAUAUUUGAAAUAAAAGCACGAAAUGCAUCAGAUCAUGUUGCUCGUUUAGAAGAAAAAGAAAAUGAAAUGAAAACUGAAUAUAAACGAUUACAUGAACGAUAUUGUGAAUUAUUUAAAGCUCAUUGUGAUUAUAUGGAAAGAACAAAAAUUUUAUAUGGAACUGAUCGAUUAGAUCAGUUAUCUGCAACACAGAAUGCUCCACGUUCUCGAAGUAACCUUCCAUUAACAUCACAGCAACAAUCUCAAUUAUUAGACAAUAAACAAGCACCUUCUAAUGAAACAUUAACCGAUGAAAUGACUCCUCCACGUCCAGAUAUUUCUUUUCAAACUUUUAAACAACCAACUAUUGGUGUUAAUUUUCGUUCUGAACUUGAAGCUGCUGAUGGUAAACAGACUCAGACUGAAUCGAUGACCAGUAAUGAUGCAGCUGUAAAUACAGCUAAAUCGGCAAAAUCUACAUCAACAAUAUCAAUAACAAAUUCAUCAAAAAUGUCUGAUGAAACGCCUUUAAAAGAAUUCGCAUCAGGAAUAUUCUCGAAACUUCGAAGUCUCAAUCUACUAUCGGAACCGUUUGAUGAACAACAAUUCUUCGUUAAUGAAGAUGAAUUCGAACAGACAAACAAUACUGCAGAUGUUGCAGCUAGUGAUGAUGAUGAUGAUAUAUCAGCAAAUGAUGCGAAAAAUUCCGAAGCUUUUUAUAAAGAAACACAAAAUGAAAAUAUCGAUAUAUCAGAUAUGGAUUCAUCAGCGGAUUUAUUUGUUCGACAAAGUUUUUACGGUAUGACAAAAGAAGUAUCAAAUUUAAUUAAAGAAAAUAAUGAACUUCUUGAAACAAAAAAUGCAUUGAAUGUACUUAAAGAUGAUUUAUUAGUAAAAAUUGAAGAAUUAACAAAUGAACAAGAAAUUCUUCGAGAAGAAGUUAGUUCAUUACAAACAGUUAAAAGUCGAUUACAAUCGAGAAUAACUGAAGUUGAAGAUGAACUUCGUAAAACACGUGAAGAACUUGAAAAAAAGAAAAAAGAAGAAGAGGAAGAUGUACCGAUGGCAGAUAGAAAGCGUUUUACUCGAGUUGAAAUGCAACGUGUUCUUCUUGAACGUAAUCAAUACAAACAACGUUUAUUUGAACUUGAAGAAGCUAUUCAUUGGCAAGAUGCUUUACGUGCAUCUAGACAAGAACAAAUGCAUACAACGUCAGCUAUGAAUACAAUGAAUGAUAGUGCAUUUGAUCAUACACAAAACAAGAAAAGAACAACAUUUUGGAAACUUUUUUCGGGAUUAUUUGGUGCUAGUGUUAAAGAUAUUCCACCAAAACGUACAGCUACAACAAAUCUAUCAUCACUUUCUACAACAAUUACACGUAGUCCAACAAAUGAUCAAAUAACACCAAUCAUCAAUAGACAAGAAAAUACAACAGAUGAAACUCAUCCAUUAGAACGAUCAAUAUCAGAGAGUACGACAGUUAUUGAUAUACCAAAACAAUCAUCAUCAUCAACACGUCGGAGUAGUUCAAUAUUAAUUAACGAUGAUAAUCGUCUUCAAGCAUAUGGUUGGAGUUUAUCAUCAAAAAAUCAAUUGAAAUUAUCUGAAAUAAAUGGUAGAGUUCAAGUUAAUGUACCUGUGCCGGUUUAUUGUCGACCAAUAUUUCAUACAAAUGAUACAACACAAAUAUGGUGUGCUGUUGGUAUUGAUCUCGAUGGUUCAUCAUUAACUAAUGAUGAUCUAUCAACAAUAAAUGAAACAUCUGUUGAUCAAUUAAAUAAACAAUUAAUUGAAUCAUAUCAUCAAAUGAUUGAUGAACAAUUUUUAAAAUUAUCAUCAAUUGUUUGGAUUGCUGCUAAAUCAAAUGAUACAGCUAUGAUUACAAUUAUUGAUGCAAAUAAAGCUGAAAAAAUUAUUGAUACAUUUACAUUAGGAAAUACUAUUGUUUAUACUAUGGGUAGUGUUCCAGGACCAUCAAGUACAGAUUAUUCACCAUUUGAUGAUUCAAAAUGGACUUUAUUUGAAGCUGAUACAGCAUCAGCUAGUGAUGUAAAAAUAACACCAUGUACUGUUGCAUCACUUUCUAUAGGUGGAAGUCGUCCAAGUACAUCAGAAACACAUCCACUUGAAUUAAAAGCAUCUGAACAAACUUUAACUGAUUUAGCUCGUCAACAAGAAAAGAAAAAUAAAGAGAAUAGAACGCGUUCUGGUUCGAAAACAUUUUUCUCUUGGUCAGGUUUUGCUCGUCGAAAUGAUACCGACAAUGAAGAUAAAACAAAUUCAUCGACGAAAUAUCCAACUGUUUGGUUAGGAUCAGGUGAUGGAUGGUUAUAUAUUCAUUCAGCUAUAAGUGAACAUCGAAAAACAAUUGAAAAAAUUUGGCUUCGGCAUGCUAUUUAUAGUAUUGUUCAUGUUCGUGGUCGAGUAUUUGUUACACUUGCUAAUGAAAAAAUGAUUGUAUUUCAUCGUAAUAUAGAUGGAACAUGGAAUUUAAGUAAUAUUCAUUUAAUUGUAACUGGUAAAAGUCGAGAAUCAGUACGAUGUAUGAUUAAUGUUGGAGACACAGUAUGGUGUGGUGUAGCUAAUCGAGUUUAUGUUAUUCAUACACAAACAUUAGAAGUUCGAAAACAAUUUGAUGUUCACUCACGAUCGGAUCAUUCUGUUCAACAUAUGACUUGGUCUGGUGAUGGUGUUUGGUUAUCAAUUCGUUUGUCAAGUACUUUACAAUUAUAUCAUGCACAAACAUAUCAACAUUUACAAGAUGUUGAUGUACAACCAUAUGUUGAAAAAAUGAUUGCAACGGAAAAAGCUGGUCUUUAUUUUGUUCAUAUUAGUGCAUUGACGAUUGCAUGUCGUCGUCUAUGGAUUGGUACUGGUAAUGGUAUUAUUAUUUCUGUUCCACUUUCUGACAAUACAUCAACAACAACUCCAUCGAGUUCAUCAAUAACAACAAAACCUGGUUCUGUUGUUCGUGUCUAUGAUCAAACAUCAUCAAAUUAUAUUCCAUAUUGUAGUAUGAAUAAUGCCCAAUUAUCAUUUCAUGGUUAUCGUGAUGCUGUAAAAUUUUUUGUUGCUGUACCUGGUCAACCACCAUCAAAAUUACUUCAUGAUGAUGAAACAAUAAAUUCAACAUUAACUGCAAAUACAACUGAUACAUCAGCAUUAGCAUUUGGUGAUAUACUUGUUGUAAGUGGUGGUGAUGGUUACAUUGAUUUUCGUAUUGGAGAUUCAACAACAGACAAAAUUGAUGAUAUAAGUACUAGCAAUAGAAAUAUAUCAUAUCUUAUUGUUUGGCAUUUGGGUUCAACGUAA
Messenger RNA from Rotaria sordida, 3753 nucleotides. The record is from the annotation of a GenBank genome assembly. Lineage: Eukaryota; Metazoa; Rotifera; Eurotatoria; Philodinida; Philodinidae.